Messenger RNA from Solea solea (common sole), 1370 nucleotides. RefSeq names its product BCL2/adenovirus E1B 19 kDa protein-interacting protein 2-like. The transcript is spliced from 11 exons. NCBI's taxonomy places the organism in Eukaryota, Metazoa, Chordata, Actinopteri, Pleuronectiformes, Soleidae. Gene Ontology annotation, biological process: apoptotic process. The record is from RefSeq and is a predicted model, not a curated record. Gene Ontology annotation, cellular component: cytoplasm. Bases 181 to 1185 code for a protein of 334 amino acids.
UGUGAUGUCAUCAGGUUUCCCAGAGUUCUCUGCCGUUUGUCCUGUAACUGUCUCACCUGUCUCACCUGUCUCACUCACCUGUGUCUCAGAGUUUCCCAUCGACUCCCUGACAGAGAACUCUUUACACUUGUUUGUUAGUGUUCGUGUUUGACAGACGAGAACAUCAGCUCCUCCAACAGGAUGAUGACUGACACUGCUGGUCACAUGACGGUUAACUCUGCUCAUCAACCAGAGGAAGAAGAGGCAGACACAGGGGAUCAGCGGACAAAAAACACUGUUGCCCUGGCAGCAGCCCCGCCCACCAGUCUGAGCUUGACACGGCCGCAGAAGAAGAAGAAGGUUCUGGUGGCGCCGGCACUCAGUGUCUCUCUCGGACGCAGUGAGUCCACCGUCUCUGACGACUUCCCCUCAGGCUUCCUCUCACCUGAUGAUGACGAUGACCUGGGGCUGGACAUCGACCUGGACGCCGUGGAAACACCAUCUGAUACUGAAUCACUGCCCUUUCCUAUCUGCAAUAUAGAAGGUGAGCUGCUGCGUCUGGGCGUGGUUUCCCACCGUCGCAGACAAGUGGAAGCCCCUCCCACCUGCAGGUCUCAGUGCAGUGCGUCGCUGGAGACGGAGGACGUGUUGGACAGUCAUGGCACCAGGUGGCGCUGUUUCUCCACAGGUGAAGCGGCACAGGAAAGCCGCGUCAACAUGAGUGUCCUCGAGCCGUUUCUACAAGUGUUGUCCCACGGAGGUUACUAUGGAGACGGGAUGAAUGACAUCAUCGUGUUUUCUUCCUGUUUCCUGCCUCAGAACAAUCUGGAGAAAUAUACAUACGUGAUGGACAACCUGUUCAGGUAUGUGGUGGGGACUCUGGAUCUCAUGGUUGCUGAAAACUAUGUAAUAGUUUAUCUUUGUGCUGGAGGACAGAGAGACAAACUCCCAGAAUUCAGCUGGCUCAGAGAGUGUUACACCACCAUCCACCACAGGCUAAGGAAGAAUCUAAAGGGUUUCUAUGUGGUUCAUCCAACCUGGUACAUCAAAGCUCUCGUCACCAUCAUCAAACCCUUCAUCAGCUCUAAAUUCAGCAGGAAACUGCAGUUUGUCGAAAACCUUCAGGGACUUUCACAGCUGAUUCCUACAGAACAGCUGCAGAUUCCAGACUGUGUCCAACAGUACGAUGAGAACCUGUCAAGGUGAAACUUCAGCAUCAGGUAUUUUGUUGAGCUGUACUGCCGUGGUCCAGUAGGAGGCGCUUCAUUGUCAUUAAUGUAUCAAAGCUUUUCAUAAAUAAUUCUGCCCUGUUCACUUUGAUUGUUCUGAUGGAUUAAAAAAGCCAUUUUAUUUUAAAUGUCUCGAUUUAUUUGAAAAGGUGUGAACUGAAA